AUGGUCGCUCCGAUCCGCGCUACCGUCCUCAUCUCCGGCAAUGGCUCCAACCUCCAAGCGGUGAUCGACAAAGUCGCUGAGGGCCAGCUGAACACCACUCUCGUCCGCGUGCUCUCGAAUCGCAAGGACGCCUUCGGUCUCGAGCGUGCCAGCAAGGCCAACAUUCCGACGCUGUAUCACAAUCUCGUCAAGUACAAAAAGCAGCACCCCGCGACACCGGAGGGCGUCCAGGCUGCGCGAGAGGAGUACGAUGCCGAGCUUGCGCGACUAAUUCUCGCCGACUCGCCGGAGCUGGUGGUGUGUCUGGGCUUUAUGCAUAUUUUGUCACCACAAUUUCUGGAGCCAUUGGAGAAGGCGAAUGUCCGCAUCAUCAACCUGCACCCUGCGUUGCCGGGGGCGUUCAAUGGUGUGAACGCAAUUGAGCGGGCUCAUGCUGCGUGGAUGGAGGGUAAGAUCGACAAGACUGGAGUCAUGAUUCACGACGUGAUCUCGGAGGUGGACAUGGGCAAGCCGAUCCUGGUCAAGGAGAUUCCUUUCCAGAAGGGCCGGGACGAGGAUCUGGAUAAGUUUGAGUCUCUGGUCCAUGAGACUGAAUGGGGUGCCGUCAUUGAGGGUGUCGGUAUGGUGUUGAAGGAGCUGCAGGCCCAGAAGCAAUGA
Penicillium argentinense is the source of this 657-nucleotide messenger RNA. RefSeq names its product phosphoribosylglycinamide formyltransferase. Gene Ontology annotation, cellular component: cytoplasm. The transcript has 2 exons. NCBI's taxonomy places the organism in Eukaryota, Fungi, Ascomycota, Eurotiomycetes, Eurotiales, Aspergillaceae. Gene Ontology annotation, molecular function: phosphoribosylglycinamide formyltransferase activity. Bases 1 to 657 code for a protein of 218 amino acids. The record is from RefSeq and is a predicted model, not a curated record. Gene Ontology annotation, biological process: 'de novo' IMP biosynthetic process.